AUGGCAUGGGCGUGUUGUGGCAUGCGUGGCUGGAGGCAGAAUAUGGAGGACACGUCCCUCAUGUUGCCCAACGGGUACUUGUCUGGCGAUUGGCGCGAUUGGGCCCUAUUUGGUGUCUUCGACGGUCACGGGGGGGAGCAGGUUGCUCGCUUUGCGGUGCGCCGCCUACCACAAGUCUUAGCAGAGCUUCCUGGUCAAGACGCUGAGGUCGCCCUGCGAGAGGCAUUCUUGCGUUUGGAUGAUAUGCUUCGGCAAUCAUCUGUUGGAAACGAAUUGCGGGAGCUUACGUUGCCAGGCAAUGAACCACAAGAUUCUGCGGAGACUUGUGGCACCACCGCAGUAUGUUGCUUCAUUCAGGGAAAUGAGAUGAUCCUCUCCCACGUGGGGGAUUCGCGUGCAGUUCUUUGCCGCCAGGGUGCUGCUGUGGCAUUGACAGCGGACCACAAGCCUGAGUUACCGGAGGAGACGGCAAGAAUUGAAGCAGCCGGUGGAUUUGUCCAGGAGGGCGCAACAGCCAUGGGAAGUGGGAAGGAAUACCGUGUGAAUGGGGGCCUCAACCUCUCACGCGCUUUGGGCGAUCUUCGCUACAAGAGUGAUCCAAAGUUGAAACCAGCUGAGCAGCUGGUGUCUGCCAUCCCGGAUACAAGUCGUCUUCAAUGGCAGCAGGGCGUUGAUGAGUUUGUUCUUCUCGCCAGUGAUGGGGUCUGGGAGUGCAUGACAAACCAGCAAGCUGUGAACUUUGUACGUGCCCGAUUGCCUCCUCCAGGAUCCAAGAAAGGUCUUCAGAAGGCGCUGGGCGAGCUCUUGGACAUGUGCUGUGCCAGCACACCUGCACAAAGAGGGGGCCUCGGCUGUGACAACAUGACUGCUGUCCUCGUGCGUUUUGAGGUUCCCUGCUCUUGGAAGACAUGUUCCCCUAAGUCAUCUGGAUUAUCAGGGAAAUGGUACAUUAAGAGCCAAGGUUGCUUUUGCAGCCCCUCUCACGGCCCAGCUGCGUUGCUAGCAGCAGUCACGCUCCCCUAG
Messenger RNA from Symbiodinium pilosum, 1023 nucleotides. Lineage: Eukaryota; Dinophyceae; Suessiales; Symbiodiniaceae. The record is from the annotation of a GenBank genome assembly.